AGGAGGAGCAGGAGGAGAAGGAGGAGUAGGAGGCGGGCAGGCGAGCGGACCAGCGGGCGGGCGGGUGCGCAGCGCGAAGAGGCAGCCUCGGCGCUGCCCGGCUCGGCGGCAGCUCAGGAAGCCUCGCAUCGGAUCUGAGUCUAACGGGCUGGCAAUGCCCAGAGAAGAGUCCACACUAGCAUGCGUCACCCCUAGACACAUCUAGACACAUCCACCAGACACUUCUCCUCCCCAGUCCGCCUGGCCUGUUGCUUAGGGACACGUCCCACUGCUUCUCCUGACAUCUGCCUGAUCAACCAUCGCUUACUUAGAGAACAGGGAGGGAGGCAGACGCAUGAAAUCAUGCCACCAACGACCGAACAGCAAUGAGUGGAUGACGCCAAGUUGACGUCAAAGACAGAGAAGACCAAAGCCCAAGAGCAGCUCGCUCUCGAGACUUUCUGCAGCCCCUGCAGCACCAGCCCCCCAGCUCCUUCUCUCCGCACAGCCUGAAGCCUGGCUCCUUCUGGUGAAAUCAUCUUGGCUUGACAUAUUUUGAGGUCUUCAGACCUUUGGACACUAGGCACCAUGGAGAAUCAUAUGUUCAGUGUUCAGCAAAUCCAACCCAACGUCAUUUCUGUCCGCCUCUUCAAGCGCAAAGUGGGGGGCCUGGGAUUCCUGGUGAAGGAGCGGGUGAGCAAGCCCCCCGUGAUCAUCUCCGACCUGAUUCGGGGCGGUGCCGCGGAGCAGAGCGGCCUCAUCCAGGCUGGAGACAUCAUCCUUGCUGUCAAUGGCCAGCCCUUGGUGGACCUGAGCUAUGACAACGCCCUGGAGGUCCUCAGGGGCAUUGCCUCCGAGACCCACGUGGUCCUCAUUUUGAGGGGCCCCGAGGGCUUCACCACACACCUGGAGACCACCUUCACUGGGGAUGGGACCCCCAAGACCAUCCGGGUGACACGGCCCCUGGGUCCCCCCACUGCAGCUGUUGAUCUGUCCCACCAGCCGUCAGCCAGCAAAGAGCAGCCACUGGCAGUCGACAGAGCCCAAGGUCCUGGCAAUGGGCCGCAGCAUGCCCAAGACAAUAGGCAGGAAGCUGGCCCGCUCUCCCACACCAACGGCCUGGCUCCCAGGCCCUCGAGCCAGGACCCUGCCAAGAAAAGUGUCGGGGUCGCCCUCCAGGGCAGCGGGAAGAACAACGAACUGCUCAAAGAGAUAGAGCCUGUGCUGAGCCUUCUCACCGGUGGGGGAAAAGGGAUCAAUGGCGGGGGACCUGGCAAGGUGGAGACUAAAGAUGCAGAAGUCCAAGUGGACAGAGACCUGGACGGCAAGUCACACAAACCACUGCCCCUCGGCGUGGAGAAUGACCGAGUCUUCAAUGACCUGUGGGGGAAGGGCAACGUGCCCGUUGUCCUCAACAACCCGUAUUCAGAGAAGGAGCAGCCCCCUGCCUCGGGAGAACAGUCCCCCACAAAGAACGGCAGCCCCUCCAAGUGCCCCCGCUUCCUCAAGGUCAAGAACUGGGAGACGGACGUGGUUCUCACCGACACCCUCCACCUCAAGAGCACGUUGGAAACGGGAUGCACCGAGCACAUCUGUAUGGGCUCCAUCAUGAUCCCUGCUCAUGAAAUACGAAGGCCUGAAGACGUCCGCACAAAAGAACAGCUCUUCCCUCUUGCCAAAGAGUUUAUUGAUCAGUACUACUCAUCAAUUAAAAGAUCUGGCUCGAAAGCCCACAUGGAGCGGCUGGAAGAGGUGAACAAAGAGAUUGAAACCAGCAGCACCUACCAGCUCAAAGACACAGAGCUCAUCUACGGGGCAAAGCACGCCUGGAGGAACGCCUCCCGCUGCGUCGGCAGGAUCCAGUGGUCCAAGCUGCAGGUGUUCGAUGCCCGCGACUGCACCACGGCUCACGGAAUGUUCAACUACAUCUGUAACCAUAUCAAGUAUGCCACCAACAAAGGGAACCUCAGGUCUGCCAUCACCAUAUUUCCCCAGAGGACCGAUGGCAAGCACGACUUCCGAGUCUGGAACUCCCAGCUCAUCCGCUACGCCGGCUACAAGCAGCCCGACGGCUCCAUCCUGGGGGAUCCAGCCAAUGUGGAGUUCACAGAGAUCUGCACACAACAGGGCUGGAAACCCCCGAGAGGCCGCUUCGAUGUCCUACCACUCCUGCUCCAGGCCAAUGGCAAUGACCCUGAGCUCUUCCAGAUCCCUCCAGAGCUGGUGCUGGAAGUGCCCAUCAGGCACCCCAAGUUUGAGUGGUUCAAGGACCUGGGACUGAAGUGGUACGGCCUGCCCGCUGUGUCCAACAUGCUCCUGGAGAUUGGCGGCCUGGAGUUCACUGCCUGUCCCUUCAGUGGCUGGUACAUGGGCACGGAGAUUGGCGUCCGUGACUACUGUGACAACUCGAGAUACAACAUUCUGGAGGAAGUGGCCAAGAAGAUGAACUUGGACCUGAGGAAGACGUCCUCCCUGUGGAAGGACCAGGCGCUGGUGGAGAUCAACAUCGCUGUUCUCUACAGCUUUCAGAGUGACAAAGUGACCAUCGUUGACCACCACUCUGCCACUGAGUCCUUCAUUAAGCACAUGGAGAAUGAGUACCGCUGCCGGGGGGGCUGCCCCGCCGACUGGGUGUGGAUUGUGCCCCCCAUGUCUGGCAGCAUCACCCCUGUCUUCCACCAGGAGAUGCUCAACUACCGGCUCACCCCCUCCUUCGAAUACCAGCCUGACCCUUGGAACACCCACGUCUGGAAAGGCACCAACGGGACCCCCACAAAGCGGCGGGCCAUCGGCUUCAAGAAGCUAGCAGAAGCCGUCAAGUUCUCGGCCAAGCUGAUGGGGCAGGCAAUGGCCAAGAGGGUCAAGGCGACCAUCCUUUAUGCCACAGAGACGGGCAAAUCACAAGCCUACGCCAAAACCUUGUGUGAGAUCUUCAAACACGCCUUUGAUGCCAAGGUGAUGUCCAUGGAAGAAUAUGACAUUGUGCACCUGGAACACGAAGCUCUGGUCCUGGUGGUUACCAGCACCUUUGGCAAUGGAGACCCCCCUGAGAACGGAGAGAAAUUCGGCUGUGCUUUGAUGGAAAUGAGGCACCCCAACUCGGUGCAUGAGGAAAGGAAGAGCUACAAGGUCCGAUUCAAUAGUGUCUCCUCAUAUUCCGACUCCCGCAAAUCAUCGGGUGAUGGGCCGGACCUCAGAGACAACUUUGAGAGUGCGGGGCCCCUGGCAAAUGUGAGGUUCUCAGUGUUUGGCCUUGGCUCGAGGGCAUACCCUCACUUCUGCGCCUUUGGACACGCCGUGGACACCCUCCUGGAAGAGCUGGGAGGAGAGAGGAUCCUGAAGAUGAGGGAGGGGGACGAGCUCUGUGGGCAGGAAGAGGCUUUCAGGACCUGGGCCAAGAAGGUCUUCAAGGCAGCCUGUGAUGUGUUCUGCGUGGGAGAUGACGUCAACAUCGAGAAGGCAAACAACUCCCUCAUCAGCAAUGACCGCAGCUGGAAGAGGAACAAGUUCCGCCUCACCUAUGUGGCCGAAGCUCCGGAACUUACUCAAGGUCUAUCCAAUGUCCACAAAAAGCGGGUCUCAGCUGCUCGACUCCUCAGCCGCCAAAACCUUCAGAGCCCUAAAUCCAGCCGAUCGACCAUCUUCGUGCGUCUCCACACCAAUGGGAAUCAGGAGCUGCAGUACCAGCCUGGGGACCACCUGGGCGUCUUCCCCGGCAACCACGAGGACCUCGUGAACGCCCUGAUUGAGCGGCUGGAGGACGCGCCACCCGUCAACCAGCUGGUGACAGUGGAGCUCCUGGAGGAGCGGAACACGGCUCUGGGAGUGAUCAGUAACUGGACGGAUGAGCAUCGCCUCCCGCCCUGCACCAUCUUCCAGGCCUUCAAGUACUACCUGGACAUCACCACGCCGCCGACGCCACUGCAGCUGCAGCAGUUUGCCUCCCUGGCCACCAGUGAGAAAGAGAAGCAGCGUCUGCUGGUCCUCAGCAAGGGUUUGCAGGAAUACGAGGAAUGGAAAUGGGGCAAGAACCCCACCAUCGUGGAGGUGCUGGAGGAGUUCCCGUCCAUCCAGAUGCCCGCCACCCUGCUUCUGACACAGCUGUCCCUCCUGCAGCCUCGUUACUACUCCAUCAGCUCCUCCCCGGACAUGUACCCCGAUGAGGUGCACCUCACCGUGGCCAUCGUCUCCUACCGCACCGGAGAUGGAGAAGGACCAAUUCACCACGGCGUGUGCUCCUCCUGGCUCAACCGGAUACAGGCUGACGAAGUGGUCCCCUGUUUCGUGAGAGGAGCGCCUAGCUUCCACCUGCCCCGAAAUCCCCUAGUGCCCUGCAUCCUGGUGGGCCCGGGCACCGGCAUUGCCCCCUUCCGAAGCUUCUGGCAGCAGCGGCAAUUUGACAUCCAGCACAAAGGAAUGAGUCCCUGCCCCAUGGUCCUGGUCUUCGGGUGCCGGCAGUCCAAGAUAGACCACAUCUACAGGGAGGAGGCCCUCCAGGCCAAGAAGACGGGGGUCUUCAGAGAACUGUACACGGCCUACUCCCGGGAGCCAGACAAACCAAAGAAGUACGUGCAGGACAUCCUGCAGGAGCAGCUGGCGGAGGCCGUGUACCGAGCCCUGAAGGAGCAAGGAGGCCACAUUUACGUCUGUGGAGACGUCACCAUGGCCGCCGACGUCCUCAAAGCCAUCCAGCGCAUCAUGACCCAGCAAGGGAAGCUGUCGGUGGAGGACGCCGGGGUGUUCAUCAGCAGGCUGAGGGAUGACAACCGGUACCAUGAGGAUAUUUUCGGGGUCACCCUGCGAACGUACGAAGUGACCAACCGCCUUAGAUCUGAAUCCAUUGCCUUCAUUGAGGAGAGCAAAAAAGACACGGAUGAGGUUUUCAGCUCCUAACUGGAUCCUCUUGCCCAGAGGAUGGCAGGGGCCGGCCCAUGCACUGGGCGGGGCGGCUGCGGGUUUUGCCUGCGUGGACGCCGCUGAACCUUUCCUGCGGGCCGUGUGGCCCUGCUCUGCCUCUCGUCCUGUCCCGUGUCCUUUCUCCUCUUCUGGGCCUGCGGCCUUUCUCCUUGCGUUUCCCCGCUGCAGUGCAAGGCCUUUAUAAUCCGCAGUGGCUCUUACACGCCCUUUCCCCCUCUCUCUUCCUGACACGGGCAACUCACCGGUGCAUGAAACCACUGUCACACGGCUAUCGCUUGUGUCAGGGCUUGUUUCCUGGGGCCCCCUGGACAGGCUGCAGGGACCGGACAGAAGAGUUUUGUGAGCCAGUCCCUCGGCCGCUGAAGUCCCCCCGUAUCCUUUUUUAUGGUGACAUUUUGGUCAUGUGUGUGUGCGUGUGACGGGCCCAGGUCUCCGUGUGUCCUCCUGCCUGUGUGAGGGUGUGGCCCGCAGACCCUCGGUGCCAAGAAACGUGCCCCAGCCAUCACAUGUGCAUAAUUAAGGGUCCGUGCUAGUGUCCCUGACACACUGGGAAGCACCCUCAUUGUCCCACUUAUUAAGGGCUGGGGCAUGGAGAGGGGGGUGUGAUGAUUAACGGAGAAAUCUCCAACCAAAGGGGGAAUCACAGAAUGAGGUGCAUUUGGAUUCUGGCACCUGUUCGCGGAGCCCUUGGUGGGAAGUCAACCCAUGUAAUGGACCGGACAAACCCCCUCCCCAGCCCCACCCACCCGGGCCAGGACCACCUGACUACACCCUCCCCCGGCUAUCCCACUCAUGAGACCGGAAGUGAUGUCCAAGCGAGUGUGCUGGAAAUAAGAAUCUCCCCAUCUUCACCACCGGGUGACUCUGGACCGGUCACUUGUCCCCAGUUUCUGCCAGUCUCGAUGCUAUGAAGCUAAAAAGUGUGAAUGGAGCAAACUUGAAAGUUGUGGAGCCUGGAAACAAUACCAAGGCAGAAUCAUUGCUAUUUUUUCAUUCCUCCAAAUGGGGCUUGCUGUUUCACCCUUGAGGAUGGAAUAAUGGAAGGCAGUUAAAGCAGACCAGGCAGGGCGGGGAAGCCGUAAUGAGGCACUGCACGCUGCUUCUGCAGGACACACCCCAGGACGGGGAGAACCUGGCCCUCACGCUUUUGGCCUUCUGAAAGUGAUCCUCCCAAUGUUUAACGUGAUAAGGUAAUUUUGACAAAUAAAUUAUCCUUGACUCAGAUCACAAAUGGGCAGCAAAGUCUUUAGCAGGAAUCGGGGCCUGGCAGGCAACCUGCUGAGUUUACCCUCUUGGAGUAAAUGAGGUGGGAGGGUGCCUUUCUGCACUUAGUGGCAGACUGUGCCCAGAAAGAGCCGAGAAAUUCCAUGACCCCCAGGGACUGCCUCGAGGGGUCUGCCCUGGGCCCCGGGGUUGGAAGGGAAGCAUUCAGGCAGUUCUAUUCUCUGUUUUGUUGUGUUAUGUAGAAAGACAGCAUUUCCUUUAUAUACUGCACUAUGGGCGUUUCUUUCUUGAUGCUCAGUUUUUGGGGGUCUGCCAAAGAGAAAGUGCCCUGGCCCUCUUUGGAAGGACCUUAGAAUGGGGAUGCCAAAGAGGUGUCCCCAUGAGGGGACAACCUCUUCAAGUCAAAGGGCAAACCGUAUCUCGCCGUUCCCCACCCUCCCUGGCGGCCCCCACUGCUGUCUCAUCCCUGGCACGCGGACUUCGACUUCACGCCAGUUAUGACCUCCCUGCCUUCCUCUAAUCCUGUUUCCUCCUGCUCGGGCUCCCAUGGCUUAGAGACCAAACCCUGGGCAUGCUCCGCCACCCCACUCUAACCUGGAGGGAAGCCCCUUGUAAACCCUCUCUUUCCUGCAAACACAAUUCCGGCUCCUAGUAACCUUCCUCCAGGGGCUUUCUCUCCAACUCUUUGAGCCUUUUGGAGAUACCUCCUAAGAUGUCACUAACUCCCCAGGGACUGAACUGCUGUGUCCAACCUCCAUCAAAGAGGAAUUGAUCAGUGCUUCCCCCUCCAAAUCAAGCUGUACACAUGAAUGCUUUUCCAUCGCCAAAUAAAUACCUGUGAGCCCUUACUGUGUGCCAGGCCCCUUCUUCGUAUAUCCCUGCCCUUCUAGUAGCAGGCAGACAGAUGGAAACAUCGUCUCGUUUUAUCAGGGAGGCCAAAGAAAUGAUCAUAUAACCAGGAUUCAUCUUUCUUUCCAGGAAGGAUUUUUAUCUAAGUAAACACCUUUCAACCUCCAACACAAGCUGCUUCAUAACUCCCGUCUAGAAGACAGCAGACUGGUCGCAUGUGUUUCUCUCAUUUGCCAGAAUUCCUGAUACCAAAAGCCGGCUCCACUGAGCCUAUCAAGAGGCAGAGAGCAGAGUCCUGAUUCAGAGUUUAGCUCUGAUGCAGAGUGGGUAAAUGCUGCCCUCUCGUGGUGGUUUUUAGUUCAGUCCCAAUGGCCAAAAAACAGGCGCAAAAUUUGGUUUAACAGUAGAUGAGCAAAAAUAGGGUUGACUGGGCAUUUGGAGAUUACCCAGGUUACAGGCAUUUUAUUUCCCUCUCCCCCUUGAAUUGGCCUGCAGAGUUCCAACCCCAUUUAGCAAAAGUGUGUUUCGCCAGGAGGAAUGAGACAACAGGAGAGCUGGAAUCUAGUGCUUUCCUGUCGCCACUAUGAAUCCAAUUCUCGAACCUUGUGUUGCGAAAGAAGCAGAACUAGUUAAUUAGACUCCCUGAGAGGAGAAAGGUUUUCCCUUAAUUUCUACAAUGUGAGACAGCCGGGUAUCUUUCUUUGGGGGGAAUGCUUCAGACCCACCAAAAUGGAGUUUGGGAAGCAGACCUGGGUCCAUGUGCUAAUUAUGCCCCUGUUUCCGCAGACAAUCAAGUCACCAUUCUGAGUCUACGUAUCCACAAAGGAGAUAAUGCCCCUACGAUGCCCAGUGACAUUUUAUUUUUUCACUUAAUUUAUAACAUUUCCUGCUUCUCUAGUACGCAGAAGGCACCGUGGAACAGUCAGAGGAAAAUACGGUUCCUCUCUUAUAGAAGGUUAGAAUCUGGUAUGUAGAGACACAAUUCUUAGAAUUGACAUAAAUGUCUGGGUUUUGAGAAAUGAGUGGGCUUCCACCAGUGGGUUUGGGGAGAGAAGAUUGCCAGGAAGUGGGAAGAGUGAGAGGAAAGGCAUGGACGGGGAGCACGUAGGGUAAAUCAGGGCUGGCUUCAGAUGUAGCCCAGCUUUGGAAA
This is a messenger RNA of Diceros bicornis minor, 8119 nucleotides long. It is a transcript of the gene NOS1, whose product is annotated as nitric oxide synthase 1. Gene Ontology annotation, molecular function: flavin adenine dinucleotide binding; nitric-oxide synthase activity; heme binding. Gene Ontology annotation, biological process: nitric oxide biosynthetic process. The coding region runs from base 568 to 4872 and encodes 1434 amino acids. The transcript is spliced from 29 exons. Lineage: Eukaryota; Metazoa; Chordata; Mammalia; Perissodactyla; Rhinocerotidae. The record is from RefSeq and is a predicted model, not a curated record.